GUCAAUCCACUAUAGCAAAACUUCCUUGUGACAUCACCUAUAUAACAUCUAGCGUACCAGCAAUCUUCCAGUCCCUCAAUCCCCCAAUUUUCUCCUCUAUCACCAUGUCUGGAACGCUCGCUCUGACGGAAACACCAAUCAAAGGUUACGCCCACUACUACACGUCUCCAGAAGCCUCCCAGCUCGCCGCAGGAGGAAAAGACAUGCCUCUAAACCUAUCUUUUGAAAUUGCAGAAGACGAUGAGGGUAUUUUUAUCUCAAAGGCAGCUGCGGUUUGGCAGGGUGCUAUUCCUAAGAGAGCGAUGGUUCCGCUUCCUGCUCGAGCACGUGCGAUGCAUGCAGGCACUACUAGCUAUGUUCAUGGUCAUGCCGUCGCUCCUCCGGUCGAUCCUAUUUCCUGCGAUGGCAAUACGUCACACCACAUGCAAAUAUGCAAUGACGAAGUGGCGCAAGACGCCUCCGACGUAUUUCAGAGUAUCUCGGCGACACCGGGUCUUCGGUCAUGGAGUUUUGAGGAACUCCGUACAGAAUGCUAUUCGCAAUCUCGUCUUGCUACUGGCGUUGCUCCUAGAGCAGUCCCUCUUGGCGCGCCGUCCUGGAUGAUUAUUCCCCCAGCUUUCACUCCCUACAAAGCGAUGACUUAGUUUAGAUGCUUCCAGUUGUGCGAUAACCAUGUAUGGUAGUUCGAUCUUGAGUGUGUAAAAGGUUAUAAUGUGUAGUACUAUGU
Suillus discolor is the source of this 727-nucleotide messenger RNA. RefSeq lists its product as uncharacterized. The record is from RefSeq and is a predicted model, not a curated record. NCBI's taxonomy places the organism in Eukaryota, Fungi, Basidiomycota, Agaricomycetes, Boletales, Suillaceae. Bases 105 to 644 code for a protein of 179 amino acids. The transcript has 2 exons.